Molecule: messenger RNA, 498 nt
Organism: Peniophora sp. CBMAI 1063
Lineage: Eukaryota; Fungi; Basidiomycota; Agaricomycetes; Russulales; Peniophoraceae
Source: the annotation of a GenBank genome assembly
AUGGCUUCCCGUUCUGACCCAUCGCAACCUUGUGAAGGAAAUCGGAGCAGGGAGCGCGCUGAUGAUGAUGACCCCGACCCCAACCCCAAUCCCGAUGCUGACGCUAGCGCGGACCCCGACCCCGACGACGACCCUGGCGCUGACGACCCUGGCGCUGACGACCCUGGCGCUGACGACGACCCUGGCGCUGACGACGACCCUGGCGCUGACGACGGCCCUGGCGCUGACGACGGCCCUGGCGGAGAGAUUGGUGGGGAUGGCGAUGGCGAUGGCGAUGACGCCGCCUUCACGGACGCUGACGCUGACGGAGCUGACGCUGACGCCGCCAACUCGAACUCUGCCACCUCCGCCGCUGACGCUUGGAGUUUAAGGAAGUCGGAGAACCGUCUAGAUUUGCGCGGGGUCUUGUCAAGCAAGUUUUCGCGAGCUGCAAGGGUGCACCGGCCUAUUCUCAACUUCUUCCCGAACUUCUUCCCGGCCUCCCUGGCCCAGCACUGA